AUGCGCCGCAUGCCUUUUUUUUUUUUUUUUUUCGGUAGGUCGCCAGCUGAGGCGGUUUGUCAGUUUUGGGUCGCAGUAUGCCAGAAUUUUGAGGCUCCCUUCCGAUGAAAAUUGAGCUGUCGGUGCAGCCAUGGAACCCGGGUUACAGCAGUGAGGGGGCCACGGCUCAAGAAACUUACACAUGUCCAAAAAUGAUUGAGAUAGAGCAGGCAGAGGCCCAGCUUGCUGAGUUAGACCUGCUAGCCAGUAUGUUCCCUGGUGAGAAUGAGCUCAUAGUGAAUGACCAGCUGGCUGUAGCAGAACUGAAAGAUUGUAUUGAAAAGAAGACAAUGGAGGGGCGAUCUUCAAAAGUCUACUUUACUAUCAACAUGAACCUGGAUGUAUCUGAGGAAGCACUGGGGAUGUUUUCUCUGGCCUGUAUUCUUCCCUUUAAAUACCCGGCAGUUCUGCCUGAAAUUACUGUCAGAUCAGUAUUAUUGAGUAGAUCCCAGCAGACUCAGCUGAACACAGAUCUGACUGCAUUCCUGCAAAAACAUUGUCAUGGAGAUGUUUGUGUACUGAAUGCCACAGAGUGGGUUAGAGAGCAUGCCUCUGGCUAUGUCAGCAGAGACACUUCAUCUUCACCCACCACAGGAAGCACAGUCCAGUCAGCUGACCUCAUCUUCACGAGACUCUGGAUCUACAGCCAUCAUAUCUAUAACAAAUGCAAAAGAAAAAAUAUUCUAGAGUGGGCAAAGGAGCUUUCCCUGUCUGGGUUUAGCAUGCCUGGAAAACCUGGUGUUGUUUGUGUGGAAGGCCCACAAAGUGCCUGUGAAGAAUUCUGGUCAAGACUCAGAAAAUUAAACUGGAAGAGAAUUUUAAUUCGCCAUCGAGAAGACAUUCCUUUUGAUGGUACAAAUGAUGAAAUGGAAAGACAAAGGAAAUUUCCCAUUUUUGAAGAAAAAGUGUUCAGUGUUAAUGGAGCCAGGGGAAACCACAUGGACUUUGUGUUCAAGAUGUCAAAGCGAGGACAUGGUAGGUCCUCUGGUGUGAAAUUCCGGAUUUCCCUGGGUCUUCCAGUAGGAGCUGUGAUCAACUGUGCUGACAACACAGGAGCCAAAAACCUGUAUAUCAUUUCCAUGAAGGAGAUCAAGGGACAGCUGAACAGACUUUCUGCUGCUGGUGUGGGUGACAUGGUGAUGGCCACAGUCAAGAAGGGCAAACCAGAGCUCAGAAAAAUGGUACAUCCAGCAGCGGUCAUUUGACAACCAAAGUCAUACCGGAGAACAGAUGGUGUGUUUCUUUAUUUCGAAGAUAAUGCAGGGGUCAUAGUGAAUAAUAAAGGCAAAAUGAAAGGUUCUGCCAUUAUAGGACCAGUAGCAAAGGAGUAUGCAGACUUGUGGCCCUGGAUUGUGUCCAACGUUCGCAGCAUUGCAUGAUUCUCCAGUAGAUUAAAAAAAAAAGAAAAAGAAAAACUUUAAACCCAUUAAAAAGUAUUUGUGCCCCCUCCCCAAAAAAAUACAUCUUAAUAACAGUUGAAGGUAAAGUACCACCAAGUUUAAUAAAGAUUAAUUAAUGCUGA
This is a messenger RNA of Nomascus leucogenys (northern white-cheeked gibbon), 1561 nucleotides long. RefSeq names its product RWD domain containing 2B (gene RWDD2B). Gene Ontology annotation, biological process: translation. Gene Ontology annotation, cellular component: ribosome. The coding region runs from base 105 to 1244 and encodes 379 amino acids. Gene Ontology annotation, molecular function: protein binding; structural constituent of ribosome. NCBI's taxonomy places the organism in Eukaryota, Metazoa, Chordata, Mammalia, Primates, Hylobatidae. The record is from RefSeq and is a predicted model, not a curated record. The transcript has 6 exons.